Molecule: messenger RNA, 630 nt
Organism: Rotaria sp. Silwood1
Lineage: Eukaryota; Metazoa; Rotifera; Eurotatoria; Philodinida; Philodinidae
Source: the annotation of a GenBank genome assembly
AUGACGACAUCAACUAAAACACAGCAACUCUAUGGUGAAUAUAUUAAUCCAACGAUUGAUCAAUAUUCACCACAAAAAGAAAGUCCAUUAGUAUUAAUGGCACAAGCAUGUAAUAAUAUUGGUAAAGAAUUAUCAAUAUCAUCAUCUCCUCCACUUAUAUAUAAAACUCGAAAAUCUAAUUCACCACAAGAAAUAAAAAAAUCAUUAAAACGAAUAGCACCAACAACAUGUUCAUCACCACCAGCUAAAAAAAGUUGCUUUCCUCAAGUAUCUUAUUAUCCAUCAUCAUCAUCAUCAUCAUCAUUUAUGUUUGAUUCAUUAUUUUAUUAUCAUUUAAAUAAAACAUUUUCAUUACCAACAUUCGAUUUAUCAUUCUUAUCAACAUCACCAUUAAAUUCUUCAGCUUUUUCUUUUCAACCUCAACAAUCUUCAUAUUUAAUGGAUUCUAUAUUAUCAUCACCAUUUAUUUGUAAUUGGAUGGAUACAUCUAUUCCUGAUAGAUUUUGUGGAAAACGUUUUACAAAUCAUAUUCAUCUAUUUGAACAUCUUUGUACAGAACAUACAUCAAUAUCAUCUAUUAAAUCUUUAUAUCCAUCUUAUUAUUCAUCAACAUCAGUAGAAAAACUAUAG